AUGAGGGGUGGUCUGCUGUGGCUGUCGCUCAUCUGCCUCUGCUGUGUGGCCGCCGCCUCAGGCGGCAGUGCCGUGGAUGUCAAGACGGUGUUGCUGCAGGACUUUGACUUCUACCACACGACCGACCAGAUUCACCACCGGCUCAACCAGCUGAGCCAGUCAUGCCCAGACCUCACUUUGGUGUGUCUGGCCAGGCUGACCAAGAGAGAGAAAGAGCGAGGCAGGCGUGGAGCAAUAUGAUUUGUUUGUGUGUGUCUGUGCUCUGGCUCAUGCAGUCUGAGCGUCGCAACGGUUCUGCAUCGAUUGACGUGGUCACCGUUCGCAAGAAGGGCGUCGAGCCGAUCAACCGCGUCUUCAUGCUCUUCGGCGAACACGCCAGAGAGUCAAUGAGCGAUCACGCCAGAGAGCCAGAAUGAGCCAAUGGCAGCCACAAUUGCUCGUCACUCGUGUCAGGUUGAUCUCUCCCGAGACGGGACUGUACAUGAUUGAGGCGCUCUGCCAAUCGCCGACCGUCAAAAACAAAAAGCUGCUCAAGGAGGCGAAGUAAAGACCCACUCAGACUGAAGGACAUCUGCGGCGGCUUACCUGUCCGUGUGUGUGUCAGGCACGUGUUGGAGAGCACCAUGUUCUCGAUAGUUGUCAACGGCAAUCCGCAGUCCCGCCGGCGAGUCGAGGAGGGCGAGUAUUGCGUGAGGGUCAACGAACACGGUGAGGCAUGAAUCAAUGAAUGGAUGCACGCCCCACCGUGAGCUCUCUGUGUCUGUGUCUGAUGUGUGCAGGAGUCGACUUGAACCGCAACUGGGACGACCACUGGACGGUAUGCAUGUGUGGAGGAAAUGGGUGGCUGACAAGACACCCUCAUGUAUCGGAUACCCUGUCUGUCUGUCAGUCUGAGUCAAAUCUUGGCCCCGACACGAAUCCUGGUGCCAAGCCCUUCUCCGAGCCAGAGACAGCCAUCUUCCUCAACCUCGUCGAAGAAGUCAAGGUGAGAGUGAAACAGGCCGAGAGAGAGAGACAUGAUUCGUUCGACUCUGCUCCCUUUCCGCCUCAGCCGACGACGUUCGUGACGGUCCACUCAGGGACGUUCGGCAUGUAUCAGCCGUGGGCAUACGAGCAGAAGGAGGCGCCCAGAAACGCACAACGCAUGAGCAAAAUACUCAGGUAUGUGAGUGGGGCUUACACAGCCACAGAAGGCCUUCAUCUGUGUGUCCUGUGUAUGUAUUGGCCUGCAGAGCGCUCGACGCGAAGCACUGCACGUGUCCGUUCGGUGCAGCGGCAGUGCAGGUGGGGUACCCAUGCCCGGGCACAUCCCUCGACUUCGUCUACGACAAGCUCGACCCGCCGGCCAACUACGCAUUCGCAUUCGAAAUCUACACAUCCCCCUCUCGCACCGUUGGUCAGCCAUCUUGCAGGAUCAAAGGCAAUCUUUCCGUUCUCAUCUUUGUGUGUGUGUGAAUGCCGUCAGGGUUGAAAGAGCGAUACGAGCUGGCGAUGCGAAAGCAGUCAACGGUCGACGAGCAAGACGCGGCGAGCUUCGUUGCUGUGGCCACCCGCGCGUCGUUUCUGCGCAAGAAGAAGCACAAGCGGACCGCCAGGGCACGGGUGACGCCCGACGGGCGGGUGCUGUUCGAUGAGGGCAUCGGCGGCCUGUGGAACUACAACCCUGUAGAUGGCAGCUCCAUGACGUAAGAAAUGACAAGAAGCGAGCGAGCGAGGCGAGGCAGGGAAAGGUGGCACGAAUGUGUUUUGUUGCGCGUGUUGUGUGUGUGGCAGUCCCGAGCAGUGUAUGGAGCAGUUUAACCCACAGUCGAGGAAGGACUACGACAGAACCGUCAGCGUGUGGGCGACGGUGCGCACCCUCGCAACUGCCGCCUUCCGCACAGGCAAACGACCGUGUUUCCGUUCUUGCGCUUUCUGCAGGUGUUCAUCGAGUUGGCGCAGAUGGUGUCCGACGACAAGAGCCACACGCACAAGCUAGAAGAGCAUCCACUCCUCUUCCAGAGUCGCAGCAAGGAGGGCUGCUUCGGCACAAAAGACAAAGUCUGA
Messenger RNA from Vitrella brassicaformis, 2046 nucleotides. NCBI's taxonomy places the organism in Eukaryota, Vitrellaceae. The record is from the annotation of a GenBank genome assembly.